AUGUCCAAAGAGACGACAUCUGACCUGGCCAAAGCUAUUCAUGCCUCUCUACAAGAGAGGAAGUUCCUUUUGGUCCUGGACGAUGUAUGGACUACUGAGGCAUUGUCUACAAUCACAUCUGCCUUGCCAGUGCACAACGAGAGGGGUCGAGCCCUUGUCACCACCCGUAAUCAAAAUAUCUUCAACCGGAUCAAACAUUACGAACGUUAUGAUCUUCCCCAGAGGCUGCGUUUCUUGACUAAUGACGAAGGUUGGCGACUCCUUCAGUUCAAAGUAUUCGGGAAGGACGGGCAGUGUCCUCCGCAGCUGCAAUGGCUCGGGAGACGUAUAAGCGAACGAUGCGAAGGAAUACCGAUGCUGCUGUUGAUGAUUGCAGGGAUUCUUAUGGACUACGUCUCGAAAGCAAAAACAAGCGUUGCCAUCGUGAAGUCGUGGAUAGAGCUAUCCCAAAGCCUGGAGAUGUACACUCCUGGUGGAUCCGAUCUUUUCAGGAGUGUUUUGGAAUUGAGUUAUGAUAGGAUGUGUGACGAGUUGAGGGAUUGCUUUCUUUAUUUGGGGGUGUUCCCAGAGGAUUAUGAGAUCCCGGCUUGGACAUUGACCCGGCUAUGGAUUUCCGAGGGGUUCGUUCGACCAAGGCAGGGACAGAGCUUGGAGGAGAGAGCACACGAGAAUCUAAUAGAUCUCAUCGACCGCAACUUGGUCAUCGUUGAUAAACUUAAAAGCAACGGUGACGUCAAGACAUGCCGGAUUCAUGACACAGUGCACGACUUUUGUAAAGCGGAGUCCGAGGGGAAAGAGCAUCUCUUCCAAGUGUUGAGAAAAAAUGGCGAUGGAACUUUCAUCAAACCUUCUCAAAACAAUCAGCACCGCCGCAUUUGCAUUCAUUCCAAUGUCCUGGAAUUCUUCUCCACAGAGCCAAUAUUUCCACUCGGGCUGACUCAACUCGUGCUUCUGAAGUACGUGGUCCUCUCUAGUGACUUCAAAGUCCUUCCGGAAGCCAUUUCCAGGCUAAGCAACAUGAUGACUCUCGUAAUCCAUACAUCGUCUCGUACUUUGGCAAUCAAAGCCGAUAUUUGGAGCUCGAUGGCUCAGCUGAGAGACUUGAGGACAAACGCGUCAAUUACUCUGCACAAAAACCCAGCAGCUGACGAAAACCAAGGUGGCCAGCAUCUUCAGACGCUGGCCAACAUAUCACCGGGCGAUUGCACUCUUGAUUUGUUCGAGCGGGCACAUCACCUCAAGAAAUUAGGCAUUCGGGGGAUACUUGCCACGAUGAAUUUCGGCAACUUAAGAGUACUAAAUGAGCUUGAGAAUUUGAAGCUGCUGAAUGAUGACAUCCAUGAUAUCAUGAGCCCACUCAGCCUUCCUCCUCCAGAUAAGUUCCCCCCGAAACUUAGGAGCUUGACGUUAUCUGCCACUUUUCUCGGUUGGGAACAGAUGUCUGUCAUAGGAAUGCUGGAGAAUCUUGAGGUGCUCAAGCUGAAAGACAAUGCGUUCGUGGGUCGGUGCUGGGAGGUGGGCCCCGGUGGUUUCCGUAGCCUUGAAGUGCUGCACAUUGGGUACACGAACAUAGUUUCUUGGGAAGCUUCGGAUAACGACUUUCCUAAGCUUAAAUGCUUAAUGCUCAGAAACUGUGAGGAACUUGAAUCGCUGCCCCAAGUGCUUGCGGAUGUACCGUGCCUUGAGACAAUGGUCUUGCACCGGCUCAGUAGAACGGCUGUGGCUUCAGCUAGAAAAAUCCAGCAGCAAAUAUUGCAAAACAGAGGGGACUGUGGAGGAGGAGGCAGGGGAAUUAAGCUUUCCAUAUUUCCUCCUUACGAAUGA
Messenger RNA from Striga asiatica, 1824 nucleotides. Lineage: Eukaryota; Viridiplantae; Streptophyta; Magnoliopsida; Lamiales; Orobanchaceae. The record is from the annotation of a GenBank genome assembly.